Aureococcus anophagefferens is the source of this 705-nucleotide messenger RNA. RefSeq lists its product as hypothetical. The transcript has a single exon. The annotation marks the transcript as partial. Gene Ontology annotation, cellular component: spliceosomal complex; Prp19 complex. The record is from RefSeq and is a predicted model, not a curated record. Lineage: Eukaryota; Pelagophyceae; Pelagomonadales; Pelagomonadaceae. Gene Ontology annotation, biological process: mRNA splicing, via spliceosome.
AUGCGCAUCAUGAUCAAAGGCGGCGUGUGGAAGAACACGGAGGACGAGAUCCUCAAGGCCGCGGUCAUGAAGUACGGCAAGAACCAGUGGGCGCGCGUCGCGUCGCUGCUGAACCGCAAGAGCGCCAAGCAGUGCAAGGCGCGGUGGUACGAGUGGCUCGACCCGUCGAUCAAGAAGACCGAGUGGACGCGCGACGAGGAGGAGAAGCUGCUCCACCUCGCCAAGCUCUACCCCUGCCAGUGGCGCACGGUGGCGCCCCUCGUCGGGCGCACGGCGGCGCAGUGCAUGGAGCGCUACGAGCGGCUCCUCGACGACGCGGAGCGCGAGAUCGCCGGCGAGGGCGGCGCCGAGGGCGGCGGCUCGUCCGAGGAGGUGCGGCGGCUCCGGCCCGGCGAGAUCGACCCGAACCCCGAGGUGCGCCCGGCGCGGCCCGACCCCGUCGACAUGGACGAGGACGAGAAGGAGAUGCUCAGCGAGGCGCGCGCGCGCUUGGCGAACACGCGCGGCAAGAAGGCGAAGCGGAAGGCGCGCGAGGCCCAGCUCGACGAGGCGCGGCGCCUCGCGUCGCUCCAGAAGAAGCGCGAGCUCAAGGCCGCGGGCAUCUACACGAGCCGCUUCGGCGGCCGCUCGAACAAGAAGUACAUGGACUACGACGCGGAGGUGCCGUUCCAGAAACUCGCGCCCGCGGGCUUCUACGACGUCUCC